This is a messenger RNA of Eruca vesicaria subsp. sativa (arugula), 957 nucleotides long. The record is from the annotation of a GenBank genome assembly. NCBI's taxonomy places the organism in Eukaryota, Viridiplantae, Streptophyta, Magnoliopsida, Brassicales, Brassicaceae.
GAGUCGAAAUCGGAAAGAUCGUUUUCGUUGGAGGGAGGUUGUCAUCUCUUUCAGUGAUUAUUCGAUAGAAAUUAGGGUUUGCAGUUUCCUCUCAGAGAGGGUGUAAGCAAAUUAAAUAUGUAUUCUGAUCGAGUGGAAGGUGAGACUGUAAGAAGGAAGACGGUUAAGAGUCGUCUCAAUGGCGGUUCCGGCGACUUAUCUUCUCGCGGGAGACAAGUCACCACGAGGAAGAGAGGAAGGCAGGAUGACGAUAAGUGGGAGCAUGAUCUUUUCGAGGAUGACACCAAGCCUCGUAUUUCAAAUCGCAAGGUUGACCCUAGAGAUCUCCGCUUGAAGCUCCAGAAGAAGCAUCAUGGCUUGCAAAGUCGACUAGGUGGAGCUAGUUUGGAUCUGCGUGAGAAGCUAUCUGGGACAAAGAAUGCACUACCAAGGAACACUAACCUUCAAAAAUCUACUAGGGUGGCUACUAGACCAGCCGUCAAGAACCUUUCUGGUGAAACCAGGUCUGAGACUAGGGCAGCUUCUAACAAAGCUACCAAGAAGAAACCACCGCAGGCCGAUAUGUCGGUUGAUGGCUUCCUGGAAUCAUUGGGUCUCGAGAAAUAUUCAACCUCAUUUCAAGUGGAAGAAGUUGAUAUGGAUGCUCUUAUGCAUAUGACAGAUGAUGACCUCAAAGCUAUGCUCAUACCAAUGGGCCCCAGGAAGAAGAUACUUCUCGCUUUGGGAUCUAAACGUGGAUAAGAUUUGCGUCUUGCUUCAAGGUCUUAGGUGAAUGAUUGUCAGAAAGAUCCCGAACUUCUCCUUUUUUUUGUUGCCCCUUUUCUUUCUCAUCUGUAUCUCAAAAGACGAAAGUAGGUAGAAUUUUGAGAUUAAAACAGUUGUAACUCUGAGAAAAAGCACUGAUAUUUAAAGACUGAAGAAGGAAAUGUUGAAAUGAGAACAGAAAAAAUGUUUUUU